AUGACACUGUCAGCAGACUCUAUAGCUCAGGCUGCCGAAGCAGCGGCCAACAAUGGUGUCAGCGACGGCAACAAGAAGCGGCCUUACCUUCUCUUCUGCGCGGCACCAGCAACAGGACACACCUAUCCCCUCCUUCAGGUUGCUGAUGAGAUGAUCCAACGCGGUUUUGAAAGCACAUUCAUCGCCGGCGAAGAAUUCCACCCUCAAGUCAAGCGCAUCGGUGCCCAGCAUGUUAGCAUUCCGCCCAUGUUGAACCCCGAGGAGCAAGCCAUUCGCGAAAAGAUUCCUGUUGGCAUACCCCGCCUGAUGUACGACCUAAGCAACGUCUUCAUCAAGGCUGUGACGCCUCACUUCCAUGUCCUGAUGGAAACCCUCGAGAAGAUCCGUGUCGAGCAUCCCGACAAGCAAGUCGUCAUUGUCCACGAGACGUUCUACAUGGGUCUUGCCCCUAUGAUGUACGGCACGCCUCUACCUAAGGGCUACACCACGAGACCGCCCGUCGUCGACAUCAACAUUGUCCCCGUCGUGACCACGAGCAUUGACACUGCGCCGUUCGGACCCGGUCUGCCCCCCGACUCGACCGAGUCCGGCCGCGGGCGGAACAAGCUCCUCAAUGAGAUGUUCUUUAGCCCGAUGGGCCCCUUUGGUGCGGCAGCAAAGGAGUACAACGACGUCGUCAAGGCUCUCGGCGGUACGCGCGAGCUGCCACCAGCCUUGUUCGAAUCAUGGCAAACCAGCUACGACGUUACCCUGCAAAUGUGCUCGCCCAGCCUCGAGUACCCCAGAUCGGAUCUCCCCGAUGUCAUCAAGUACGCGGGAUGUUUACCGCCCAAGCCCACCGACCCGAACUACAAGUACCCAGAAUGGUGGGGUGAAAUCACGGCCGGAAACAAGAAGGUUGUGGGAGUUGCCCAGGGUACCAUCGCUAUCAAUUACACGGAUCUCAUCAUCCCCACGAUACAAGGUCUGGCUCACCGCGAUGAUAUCAUUCUCGUUGCCAUCUUGGGUGUCAAGGGUGCGACACUUCCCGAGGAGCUCACGAUUCCGGCCAACACCAAGGUCGUCGACUUCCUCUCGUACGACGCCCUGCUCAAGCACGCAGAUGUUUGGGUCCUAAAUGCUGGCUAUGGAGGCUUCCUGCACGGAAUAGUGAAUGGGGUACCUAUGGUGCUCGGAGGCGAUACAGAAGACAAGCCGGAGAUUUCCAUGCGUGGGCAAUGGACGGGUGUAGCUGUUAAUCUCAAGACUGGUCGCCCAACGUCGCAACAAGUUGCAGAGGGAGUAGAGGAGGUGCUUGCUAAUGACAAGUACAAGAAGCGGGUGAUGGAGAUCAAGAAGGAGAAUGAGGAUAUGAAGGCCCUCGAUUUUAUAGAGAAGCACAUCUGGGAGUACGCAGACUCGGCAUAA
Messenger RNA from Colletotrichum paranaense, 1407 nucleotides. RefSeq lists its product as uncharacterized. The coding region runs from base 1 to 1407 and encodes 468 amino acids. Lineage: Eukaryota; Fungi; Ascomycota; Sordariomycetes; Glomerellales; Glomerellaceae. The record is from RefSeq and is a predicted model, not a curated record. The transcript has a single exon. Gene Ontology annotation, molecular function: UDP-glycosyltransferase activity.